Frankliniella occidentalis (western flower thrips) is the source of this 3471-nucleotide messenger RNA. RefSeq names its product putative sodium-dependent multivitamin transporter. Gene Ontology annotation, cellular component: membrane. NCBI's taxonomy places the organism in Eukaryota, Metazoa, Arthropoda, Insecta, Thysanoptera, Thripidae. The record is from RefSeq and is a predicted model, not a curated record. The transcript has 12 exons. Gene Ontology annotation, molecular function: symporter activity. Gene Ontology annotation, biological process: transmembrane transport; sodium ion transport. Bases 422 to 2227 code for a protein of 601 amino acids.
UCUAUGGGUAUUGAUUGAAAAUUACUUCUAAAACUUUAAUAAUUUGCAACUCGUCUCAUUUUUAUCAUCAUUGGUGAAUGUCAGGAAAGGGUUGUCUCUGCCUCACUUAGACCAUUCUUUUUGCAUGUUUGGUCAUUGCUUCCAUAAUCUGUAUCAAAUUUAGUGCAUACUGCCCAAGCCUAGAUUACUGUCUAAGGGCUUUAAGCCACUUAAUCUUAUCUCGUCUCUUACAUCACUCUGCUCAAAAGCAUUCUCAUACUGAAUAGCUUGCUUAUUAGCUAGAGCUGUUACAAUCUGCUCUUUAAGUCAGCAUCCAGAGCCAAAAGACAGUUACUUUUCUACACCAGAAAGAAAAGCUUAAUAGACAAAAUUCUAUAGUUCUAUGAAGCGAUUACAUCAUUUUCACUGCUAAAUUUUAAAAAUGGGAGACGUAAUUUUUGGAACUGCAGACUAUGCUGUCUUUGCUAUCACUCUGUUAAUAUCUGCCAGUAUAGGUGUCUACUAUCGAUUUACUGGUGGAAGGCAAAAGACCGCUGUUGAAUAUCUCUUGGCUGACAGAAAUAUGGGUAUCAUUCCAGUCGCAUUUUCUUUGAUGGCGAGUUUUAUGUCAGCCAUUACUUUGCUUGGUGUGAGUGCAGAAAAUUACUCAUAUGGCACCAUGUUUGUUGUUAUUAAUUUAUCAUAUGGGAUAUUCACGCCAGUUGCUGCAUAUUUAUUCUUGCCUGUAUUUUACAACUUGCAAGCAACAAGUGUUUAUGAGUACUUGGAGAGGCGGUUUGGAAAAGGAGCUCGUCUUGCAGGCUCCUUUGCAUUCUCCCUUCAAAUGAUCCUGUACAUGGGCAUUGUUCUCUACACACCAGCAUUGACAUUAGAAGCUGUCACUGGAAUGUCGAAAGUAUGGGCGAUAUUGUCUGUUGGGUUGGUGUGCACUUUCUAUUCAACGAUUGGUGGUCUCAAGGCAGUCCUAAUCACAGAUGUAUUCCAAUCACUCCUGAUGUUUGCUGCAAUUUAUAGUGUGAUUGGCUCGGCUUGGGUUGAAAAGGGAAGUCUAUCUGAAAUUUGGCGAAUUGCUGAAGAAAACGGUCGUAUUGAAUUCGGAAAUUUUGAUAUCGACCCUACUGUUCGACACACAUGGUGGAGUCUUACAUUUGGGGGAGGAGUAACUUUCCUUUCAUUGUAUGCAGUCAACCAAGCACAGGUUCAAAGAUAUUUAGCUGUCAAGGAUGUAAAAACAGCUCAGAAGUCCCUGUGGUUAAACUGGCCUAUACUCAUGCUUCUUAGUUUUUCAACAUCCUUCUCUGGUAUUGCAAUUUACUCAAAGUAUGCUCACUGUGACCCUCGCUCAUCUUGCCAGAUCAGCAGCUAUGAUCAGCUUAUGCCGUAUUAUGUAGUUGAUACAAUGGGCCACAUACCAGGACUGUCAGGAUUGUUUGUGUCUGGAAUUUUCAGUGCUUCCCUAAGCACAGUCUCUGCUGCUGUGAACUCAUUGGCAGCCGUAACUUUAGAAGAUUAUAUCAAGCCUAUUUACACAUGCUUUAAGAAGAAAGACUUGCCAGAUAAAGGUAGUGCCUACCGCGCUAAACUGAUUUCGGUGAUCUAUGGACUAAUUUGUAUAGCACUUGCUUUUAUCGCUGAAUACCUUGGUAGUGUCCUUCAAGCAUCUCUGACAAUUUUCAAUGUUGUUGGCGGACCAAUUUUGGGGCUCUUCUCUCUUGGGAUGUUUUUCCCCUUGGCUAACCAGACUGGUGCUUUAACUGGUUUUCUGUCAUCUCUCGCCUUUUCCCUAUUUUUGGGAUUUCCCACUUCAAGGCCGGCUAUAAAAGCACUUCCUGUGUACAUGGAUGCUUGUCUCAAUCUAAAUAAUACCUGCUCCGUAACUCCAAGCCCUCCUGCUGUGACGAGUGACAGCGACAUUUUCUACUUGUACCGUUUGUCAUACAUGUGGCUUGGUGUGUUAGGAUUGAUUGUAUGCCUGGUUGUCGGCAUAUUCGGUAGUUUAUUGGCAAGCCACGUUCUGAAUAUGCAUCCUGUUAAUCUGUCCAACGAACUAGACCCAAACCUUUUUGUUCCACCUGUAGCCAACAGUCUGAAGAAGAAGCAACAAAUAAUCCACUUAAAAUCACUGAUGGAUGAGAAUUCUGUGAAGACUACGAAUGUUGAGUUGGAUCAAAUUGGAGAUAAUACUUCAAUUUCCAGUGCCCAUAAAAUAGAUGUCCUGCCUCAAUAAAUGUGAUUCAUGCAGUGAGGUUGUGAAUUCAGAAAUGAAGAAAGCUUGUAGCAUCUAGUAGUAUUGUAGGUAUUAGGGGUUUAGGUAGCCUGAGAUACAUGUCAUGUAACAUGUUUGUUUUUUAGUAUAUGUUGUGCGUCUCUGCUCAGCUUGGUAAGCACAAAUACCUGGUGAUAUUUGUAUGAAACAUAAGUCCACAAUACUCUAUUGAGUCAACCUAUCAUUCCAUGAAAGAAGGAAAAUUUGAACAAAAUGUAGUUAGUGAAAAUGUCACCCUAUACCAAUAACUCUCUACUUAAUUUUUUGUUUUUUUGUUACUUUUUCUUUUUGCUACCUACAUUGUUAGGAGCCAAGGCAGCAUUGUACAAAAGCAUUUAUAUUGAGGAUUCAAAAGUAAGUGCCAGUGUUAAGUUUUGUUUGUUUUCUAUUUGUUGUUUUUCCAACCUAAGGACCUGAGUCUGUAGCAAAGAUGUUCAGACCAUUUGAUAAAUGUUUUAUUUCAGUACUUAUUGUAAUGUUGGACCAACAUUUACAUGUUUUGUGAAUGUAUGGAAAGUUUUCCAUGCAUUAGUUGAUACUUGUUAACCACUUUCCCACUUCCUUAUCAUUCCCUAUAUCAUUUUCAAGUAUGUAAAGACCUGAACUGACUUUAAUUGGAAAAGUAUUUUCAUUAACUAUUGCUUGCUAUAUAUUAUAUGAAUAUGUCAUGGUAUUUUCACAGUGUUGUGGAUGCGAUUCCACCACAGACUUGCCUUGCUACUUGUGUUCAUUCGGUGUACUGAACUUGUGUGUUCCUAUAUAUGUCUUGUGCUUUGACAAUAACUUUAACAUAUGAAAAGUACCGCUUGAUGGUCUCCAAAUAAUUUGAAUUUGGUACUGAUCUUCCAUCCCUUGUCUUCCAUUUUAGUUGCUAUUUUCAGCAACAGCUGUUUGUGCGAGUAGUUCUAUUGUUUCAACUUAUGGAAUAUUUUAUGAAAUGUUUCUUGCUAUGUGCUAUUGCAUAUAUUUGUUAUGUAUGUUAUUUUAAAGCGUCGCCUUUUAUUCGGAUGUCGCAAGAUGUUUUUAAAUCCAAUGUAUUUUUGUUUUUGUUAUCUCUCGUUCUUCUAUUUAGCUUAGUUUAUCUGGAAAUGAGACUGAACCCAACCCACCCAAGUAUUCAACCUUGUAACAAAACAUUCAUUGCAAAUUUAGCUUAGUUGCUGUUUUAGCAUCAAAAAUAAACUUGUGUGCAAAUUAAAUGCCAA